AUGCCAGCUAUCAACGAUACCAGAUUCCAAUCUGCAGUGUUCCUUCUUACUGGGAUACCUGGGCAGGAAGACGUCUAUCUCUGGAUCUCCAUCCCCUUCUGCUUAGUGUAUGCUAUUUCAAUAGUAGGCAAUUCAUUCAUUGUGUACAUUAUAAAAACAGAUCCAAACCUCCAUGAACCCAUGUACAUUCUCCUUUCCAUGCUGGCUCUCACAGACCUUUCCUUAUCGAUAGCCACCAUGCCAACGACGCUGGGCAUAUUCUUGUUGAAUUAUAGGGAGAUCAGCCUGGAUGCUUGUUUUGCCCAGCUGUUUUUCAUCCACGCACUUGAAUGCAUUGAAUCCUCUGUGCUCUUGUUGAUGGCCUUCGACCGUCUCAUUGCAAUACGUGACCCCUUGAGGUAUGCUUCCAUCUUAACGCCACCGAGAAUAGCCACAAUGUGGCUUGUGUUUGCCCUCCGAGGGGUGGUCGUAAUGCUUCCAUUCCCCAUUCUCCUAAAACGUUUCAGAUUCUGUCGAGCAAAUGUCCUCUCCCAUAGCUACUGCAUACAUGGAGAAGUCAUGACAAUGGCUUGUUCGGAUAUCACAGUCAAUGACAUCUAUGGCUUGUAUAUUACACUCUUAACAGAAGGGUUGGACUCGCUGCUCAUCUUCCUUUCUUAUGUGGUCAUCCUCAAAAUGGUGCUGAGCAUCACAUCCCACACGGAGUGCUUGAGGGCCCUGAACACCUGCGUCUCCCACCUCUGCGCCGUCCUCGCCUUUUACACCCCAUUGAUAGGCCUGACAUUGAUACACAGAUUUGGGAAGAGCUCUUCUUUGCUUCAAAUUCUCCUGGGCUAUGUCUACCUGCUGGUCCCACCCCUGAUUAACCCGAUUGUGUACAGUGUGAAAAGCAAACAUCUUCGUGCGAGAAUAGUCAGGAUAUUUGUCCAUUGA
Messenger RNA from Pelodiscus sinensis (Chinese soft-shelled turtle), 933 nucleotides. RefSeq names its product olfactory receptor 51G2-like. NCBI's taxonomy places the organism in Eukaryota, Metazoa, Chordata, Testudines, Trionychidae. Gene Ontology annotation, cellular component: plasma membrane. The record is from RefSeq and is a predicted model, not a curated record. Gene Ontology annotation, biological process: G protein-coupled receptor signaling pathway. Gene Ontology annotation, molecular function: G protein-coupled receptor activity; olfactory receptor activity.